AUGGCGCAACAGUUGUCGCCCGUGGAUAGUCCCUUGAUGUCGCCGUCGCCGUCGCCAAGGAAGAUUUGCGUCAUUGGAGGUGGAAUCGCCGGUGUUUGUCUCGUACAUGAAUUGGCAAAGAAGCAGGACCCCGACAUCCCACUUCAAAUAACCAUAUUCGAGCGGGAGUCAUAUAUCGGCGGUCGAAUGAAGCAGGUCUUUAUGUAUGACGAAGCAGGAAAGUUUCAACUUGACUGGGCAAAUACGGGCGCUCAAUCAUUUGAUGUGGAAGACAUAUUCUUGGCAGGCUUAGGGCGAGACGUGGGUAUCAAGUUCGAGAUUCAACAUCCUCACGUUCUGGGGGCACCCUUAUCUCAGGUCAAUGUAUGGGAUGGAGAGCGACUGAUUCCUCAGGAGCUGGAAAGACUUACUAUCACUGAUAUAUACGAGAGAGUCAUGUGGCGGGUUUUCCGAUCUCAUCGCUUCUGGGCCCAGUUAGCCGUUGAUUUGCGGGAGAUCUGGGAAGGUGGGUAUGAGCACUGGGUUACAAUUGGAGAAGAGGCCACACUUGGAAGAGAUGGUUUUGAUAAGGAUGCACUAACUCAAUUUGCUCGGAAAUGGGGUAUAAGCCGUGCACCUCAGCAAUCGCCGGACAUUCGACGUCGUAAACAUUCGUUUCUGGAACUGGUGGUGAGGAAGGCUGGAGCAAUUGUUUCCCUGCAGUCCACCGUCACGAAAAUCAAAAGAUUGGAAAACAAUACGUUUCAAGUUUCGUGGCUGCAACAAUCUACAGACAAAGCCAUGGAUCAACAAAAGUCUCAUCUGGAGAAUUUCGAUGCAGUCGUAUUAGCUCAUGCAUUCGGCCAGACGGAUAUCGAUUUCGAUCCACCACUCCCCGUUUUGCCGGAGAAGAUCACCUAUACUCCUCUUCAUGUCACCCAUUUCAUCUCCAACCUCCAAUUAGACCCUGUCACAUUCAAUCUGAGAGGCAAAGCAGAAGUCCCUGAUCUUAUUUGGAAUUUGGAAAUCAACUCCAAUACACCCCGAUUCAAGAACAAAGUUCCGCCCUUUUUAACAAUCCAGAGAUCGGAUAGGGACUAUCUGGAGGGAUGUGAAAUAUAUUCAGAGAAUGUAUAUCGCGUUGUCUCUACAAAGCCAUUUUCUGACCAGAAUAUCACGUCCUUAUUGGAACACAACGGAAUCGCCAGGAAACAUGUCACAUUUCCAGACCAAGUGCCGUAUCCGGUUCUUUCUGAUUUGGCCAUCACGCUCCCCAGUGAUUAUAGACUUCACAUCGUUCAAGAGUUUAUUCCAAUCCGGGAUUUCGACCUAUCUUCAGCUCAUCAAUCUUCAGCUCAUCGAUCUUCAGCUCAUCAGUCCAGAUCCGAUGCGAACAUCAUUUUGUCCAGGUUGGACCCCGUGGUGACUAAAAUUAAUCCAACUGUUCGUGGGUGCAUCGUCAGCAUUGGCCUAAUGGGGUUGCGGUGA
Messenger RNA from Penicillium odoratum, 1467 nucleotides. RefSeq lists its product as uncharacterized. The transcript has 2 exons. Bases 1 to 1467 code for a protein of 488 amino acids. Gene Ontology annotation, biological process: prenylated protein catabolic process; prenylcysteine catabolic process. The record is from RefSeq and is a predicted model, not a curated record. NCBI's taxonomy places the organism in Eukaryota, Fungi, Ascomycota, Eurotiomycetes, Eurotiales, Aspergillaceae. Gene Ontology annotation, molecular function: prenylcysteine oxidase activity.